This is a messenger RNA of Oikopleura dioica, 1476 nucleotides long. The record is from the annotation of a GenBank genome assembly. Lineage: Eukaryota; Metazoa; Chordata; Appendicularia; Copelata; Oikopleuridae.
AUGGUAUCCCUUGAUUUGGAUUCAAGCUCGGACUCUGAAGGCGAAGCGCGCCGCCCAACUAACUCAAUGUCAGAUUCAAACUCUGACAACGAACCGAGCUCCGGCAAUAACGUCGCGGCGAGGAUUGAUUCUUCAGACAGCUCCGAUGACGAGCCAAACAAAAGCCCGCCACCCCGAGCCACCACUCCGACAGGAAUGAGUUCCGGAAGCUCCUCAGAUUCAGACGCUCCCGUCCAGAACCAAGGAGGAGGGACUCCAACUUACGGCCAGUCUGAUAGUGGAUCAGACUCGGAUGAUGAUAUCAAAAAGGCUCAGAAUACCGCGUUGCCCACUUCGUCAGAUGAUUCGGAUGAUGAUAACGUCAACAAAACAAAGCCUGCAAGUGAAGUUGAUAACAUGUUUGGUGAUAUGUCGUCUGACGAGUCUGGGGAUGAAAAGACGCAAUCUCAGUCCCAGUCACAAGCAUUGUCAACGCAGGACGACCCGAUGGCAGGGUCGGAUGACGAGGACAAGCGUGAUCAAACAAUCAUUCCCGUCGAAAUUCCGAAGAUCAACACGAACUUAGGCGAGCAAAUCAACUUCGUGCGCUUUCCGAAUUUCCUAUCAGUCGAACCAAAGCCCUUCGAUCCCGCCCACUACGAAGACGAGGUGGAAGAAGACGAUGACCUCGAUGAGGAAGGAAGAACGCGAUUGAAACUGAAAGUUGAGAAUACGAUCAGAUGGAGAAAAGUUGCUCAGCCGGACGGAACGGAAAAGGUUGAAUCAAAUGCGAAAAUCGUCCGCUGGUCAGAUGGAACUCAGAGUUUGAUCUUGGGAAAUGAAAAGUACGACAUUCAGAGUAUGAAGCUCAAGGGAGACUUCAACCAUCUGUUUAUUCGACAGGGAACUGGCCUUCAAGGACAGGCUGUUUUCCAAACUAAACUCACUUUCCGUCCAUCUUCAACGAAUUCUCUUACUCACAAGAAGAUCAUGGGCAGACUUGCGCAAAGGAUCAACAAUCCGAUGCAAAAAGUCAAAGUCAUCCCAGUCAGUGGAAACGAUCCUCACAAGGAGCGCGAGCGCCUUAUCAGAGAAGCAGAUGAACGAGGAAAGGCUGAAUUGCGCCGAGAGCAGCAACGGCAGAAGAUGCGAGAGCGAGAAAUGCGCAAGAACAUGGGAGCAGGAUACUUGGAGGACGACGAUGACAAUUCAUACAGUUUGAAUGCGAUCAAAAGAGGCGUCCACAACCGAAGCGAUUCGGAGAGCUCCGAGGAUUAUGCAGAGAGACGGGGUCCGAUCAAGAAAUUCGAGGAUUCAUCUGACGAUGAAGACACCUUCGCUAGAAAUCGAAACAAAAGUGGGGGUGACUCUGAUGAUUCAGACGCUCCAAAGCACAAAAAACAUGUUAUCAACGAUUCCGAUGACUCUGACGAUUCGGAUGCGAAAUCGGCAAAGUCAGACAACUCCGACAAGUCAGCAAUGUCUGACUCUGAUUAG